Molecule: messenger RNA, 4425 nt
Organism: Callithrix jacchus (white-tufted-ear marmoset)
Lineage: Eukaryota; Metazoa; Chordata; Mammalia; Primates; Cebidae
Gene: GNG7
Product: G protein subunit gamma 7
Biological process (GO): G protein-coupled receptor signaling pathway
Cellular component (GO): heterotrimeric G-protein complex
Molecular function (GO): G-protein beta-subunit binding
Source: RefSeq, a predicted model, not a curated record
GGUCGUGUCGGGACGCCAGGGCCCGCCCCCCGAGUGUCGGCCCCGCCCCCGCAGAGGGGAGCGAGCGCUCGCGGGCCGGGGCGGCAGGUUCGGCUGCGCGGCGGGGCAGAGGCGGCCGCGGGGCCCGAGCGCAGGGAGUGGAGCUCGGUUCCGGAAUCUCGGCGCUGCGGACGGCGGGACCUCCCAUCCAGGGCGUGUGCAGCACGCGGUGAUUCCCGGGGAAACUGAAAAAGAGAUGGGGUCUCACUGAGUUGCCCAGUCUGGCCUCAACUUCCCACCUCAGCCUCCCAAGUAGCUGGGACCACAGGAGUACGCCACCCACGCCCAGCUCUCUGGACGCCGGGGGCCCGGAGCUGAUGGCAGACAAUGUCAGCCACUAACAACAUAGCCCAGGCCCGGAAGCUGGUGGAACAGCUGCGUAUCGAAGCCGGGAUCGAGCGCAUCAAGGUGUCCAAAGCAGCCUCUGACCUCAUGAGCUACUGUGAGCAGCACGCCCGGAGCGACCCCUUGCUGGUCGGAGUCCCUGCCUCCGAGAACCCCUUCAAGGACAAGAAACCUUGUAUUAUUUUAUAGCUGUGUUCUCAUACGUGCCCGCGCUCUCUGUCUCUCUCUCUGUCUGUCUCUGUCUGUCUCUCUCUCUCUCUCUCUCUCUCUCUCUCUCUCUCUCUCUCUCUCAGGCGUUAUUCAGUACGUAGCUGAAACAAAACAUCUUGGGUCCCCAAAACAUUUAAUUUCAAAACAAAUUCCCCCACCAAAAAAAAAAAAAAAAGGCAUUCCCACUGCCGGGAUGGGGUAGGAUGUACCUUCUAGGUAUAGAUGGAUUUUCAGCCCCAACCCCGUGGCCCUCUCAGUUCGGGCCUGGCCAAAAGCGGGUGGAGGCUUUACGGCCACUUCCCGUAGAACUCUCAAUGGCUGUUUUGAUUGUGGAGGAGACGCCGAGGGGAGAAGGGGGGUGAGUUUGCCCUGCGGCAGUCGCUCCGAGGCAAUUGGCCAUUUGUAAAAGGACUUCGCAGGGUCCUUGGCAUGCCUUUCAAUGUUUGUAAGUAGAGGUGACAUUGAGGUUGGGGAGAACGUGACAUCAUACGUCAUGACAUCGUGAACUGUUUCGGAAAGAUCUCGCCAUUUAAAACAUCGUUCCGGCUGAACUGGGAUGGUGAGGGUCGAACCUGUCGCUAAACCAUAAUACCGUCAUGUACGAAGGGGGUCGGUGGGGGCUUUGUCUAUGAAAAGUUGCCAAGUGUCACUCCCCCGCCACGGGUCCUUUCUGCAGGGUCCCCUCUGUGCCAGAAAUGGGUUUUUGGGACUUGCCCCAGGAGACUGGUCACCAGCCUGGCCCAUCUUUUUUUUGUUUUUUGGUAUUUCUUCCUUUUUUGAGAUGGAUUCUUGCUCUGUCGCCCAGGCUGGAGUACAGUUGUGCAAUCUCUGCUCACUGCAGUCUCUGCCUCCCGGGUUCAAGUGAUUCUCCUGCCUCAGCCUCCCGAGCAGCUGGGAUCACAGGUGCCCGCCACCUCAUCUGGCUGAUUUUUCUAUUUGUAGUAGAGACGGGGUUUCACCACGUGGGCCAGGCUGGUCUCGAACCCCUGACCUCAUGAUCCGCCUGCGUCAGCCUCCCAAAGUGCUGGGAUGACCGGCGUGAGCCUCCCGUGCUGGGCUUGUUUUAAGCGCGAGGCGUCCGUGUGGCCGGGAGAGGCUUCCACUGUCCUUGGCUCUCCCGGUUUGUCCCACCUUCUUGCAUCCACUGUGGACAUUUUUCAAACAGAAAUGCAGCCCGGGGAGCCGCAGCGGGUCGGAAUGGGGAGCUACCCUGUGCUGCUGUGUGUACAGAGUUGUCACAUGACCUUGAAGUGACUUUGAAGGACUCUGGGAGGUGAGACUUUUCGUCCCGGAGAUGGAAACAUCGGCUCAGAACAUUCCCCUGUCGCUGGAACCCAACCUUCUUGCUUUUCCACCCCUGCAACCGAGAACAGCUGUCCGAGGCCGGGAGAGGCGACAGGUGCAGGACAGGUGACUCCUUGCAGCAGCCCAUGGAAAUGGAAGAUGUCAUGGGGUGGGGGCUGGGGGUGGGGGGGCUUCUGAAAGGUGACUGUGUCCUCUUCAGCGGCACGGACGGACGGGAGCAGGGGCAGCCACAUCUGAGAUGGAUCCUGAGCGGCCAGAACCCAAGCAGCCCUGAUCGCAGGAGGCCCAGCCACCCCGACCCCCUCCACGGGGCUGGCCCAGAAGCAGGUGGUGGAGAAAACUAGUCUACUUCUGUCCCUCCGACCCCGGUGGAAACUGGAGUCUAAGAACCUGUGCCCAGAGGGUUCCUGGACGGCCGCCCGGUCCUCUGUGCAGGCCCGUGGGACGGGGGUUCCCUGCUCACGGCCGGGGGCCCACCUCGCCAAGGCUCAAGGGCACACACAAGUCCGUGUGUGUGCAGGUGUCGGGGGGUGACCUCCACUCCCCAACCUCGGGCGGCCCCCAUAGGCCACAGCCGGGCUUCCCCUGCCCGGCACCCAGCUCUCUACGGCCGGUCCGGGAGGGCUGGGGCUUCGGGGAGCCCUCCCCGGGCAAACCUGCGAGUUGGCCCAGGAGAGCUGCAGAGGCUCCCGGGAGACUGUGGCCUCCUGGGGUCGGGCUGGGAAUUGGUGGGGCUCGGGGUGUGGGCGUCCCCACCACCCCUAGCAGUAAUGGCAGGAAGAGACAAAAGCCGCCUCCACCCUUUCCAACGAGCCAUCUUGGUACCUGGGAACACACGCACGCCACCCCGUUUUUCCUUAAAAAAGGCCUUAAUCCCCAAGCCCCGCUCCCCGAAAGGGCAGAGGGAGGAGGGGGCACAGUUGUGCCAAGCCCGGCCCCACUUGCGUAUCCUCACGAUGCGACCCCAGAAAUGCCAGCAGGGAAUAGAGGCUGCUGCAGAGAUACAACCUCCUCGGCUGCUGGAGGCGGUGGGUUAAACCCCAGCUUCCAGGGAGCUCAGCUCCAAAAGCCCUAAAGCCACGUCCUCCCACCCCGCACACUGGCCACUGCACAGAAGUCAGAAAGCCUGGGGUCCGAGCAUUCCAGGUAAACCGAGGCUCGGGGAGGGGAAGGACAGGCUGGCCUCUCCUUCACUGUCCAUGGGGCCUUGGCUUUCCUGAGCUGUCCAGACACACCGUCUCCCGGACCCCAGGGAGGCCCACCAUGGCCAGAAACCUGUGGGUUUCUUUCUAGCUUGAGGGAAGAAAAAUUCUCCAUUUUUUUUUUUUUUUUUUUUUUUUGAGUAAAUCUCAGUGACCACACUGUGGAAAAUACCUUUGCAGAUGCGACACCCAAGUGCACACGCCGACUGCUGCGUGGGCUUUUCCGCCGGGAACGCCUGGGGUGAACGCGUGUUUUAUAGGCGUUUCCAGAAGCGUGGGUGCCCCUCCAGACAGGAAGCUGGCGGGCAGGGGUGGCAGCAGCCGCUCUAACCUUGGGGAGACCAGCGGCCCUCAGCCACGCCGGGAGGAGAGAGUUAAUGACACUCACCCCCACCUGCGCGCACACGCGCGCACACACACACACACACACACACACACACACACGCAAGGCAGGGUUGGUGGGAGAGAGGAGGACGUUCUCCUUCUUCUGCAGCCUGGGUCUCCCACUGGCCUUCCCCUGCCCUGAGCGAGACACCAGGUGCCAGGUAAAGGGCCACACCUGGCCGGGCCCCCACUCGAUCAUGACCCACCUGGCCUUCCGGGGAUGCUGAGCUCAGCCCGUCCUUCCCGGACCAGCUCAGCCUCCCCUGCCCUCCUCUCUCCAGUAAGGAGCCAGACCACACAUCCCACCGUCCCCAGGGUAACCCCAGGCCAAGCGCAGACGGCUCAGCUGUGACCUUGGGCCUCUGGGGCACCAACUGGGUAGCUGGCUCAGGGUGGAAGGUGCUCCUCUUCCCCUUCUCCGUGGUCCCUUCCACGGGCCGGCCACCAUGUCCAGGGGGCACAAUGCGGGGCCUCCGGCCACGCAACCAUCUCCAAGCUAACAGCCCCUGUCCUGCCCCAGCUCUGGGACAGGCAGGAGGGGGCCAUCACAGCCCCGCCCGUGCGUGAGUGACCCCAGAGGCGGCUUCCGGGCCGAGGCAGAGCCACCAGGCCCUUCCUCCGGGAGCCACUUAUUAAAACGUCCACCACGACCCGAGGCCGGCCCUCCGCACAGAAGCCAUACGCGGGCCCCCUGCGCCGCCUUCUCUGUCCGCGGACACCGCUGCCGAUCUGACCUUUGUAAAGACCCGUCUGUUUCCCCGCCGCCUGUGGUUCCAGCAGGUUCUAUGCCGUCUGCACUGGGAUGUCCGGUUGUUUCUAUUUCUGAACUUUUUAAAACUUGCAGGCGUGCCACACCCACUUUCUCACAGUGUUUGAAUAUUGUGUGGAACUGUUGAUGCGACGUGAAUUCAUACACAAUAAAAAGCCUCAUUGCCCUUUG